AUGGUUUUUAGACACUAUCAUGUAGAGACUACUAUGGUUGAAAUUAAGAGAACCAUCCCUAAAGGACACGGUCAGUUGAAGGAUUUUAAGACAAAGAAGAUAUUUGUUGGUGGGAUUCCAUCAACAGUUACUGAAGAUGAGUUUAAUCAUUUCUUUUCCAAGUAUGGGAAAGUCGCGGAACACCAAAUUAUACGUGACCAUGAAACCAACCGCUCGCGAGGCUUUGGAUUUAUAGUUUUUGAGGAGGAAGAAGUUGUAGAUGAAAUUUUAUCCAAUGGAAAUAUGAUAGAUAUGUCUGGUACCCAGGUGGAGAUCAAGAAAGCUGAACCAAAGAAAUCCUCAAACCCACCACCUGCUUCUGCAUAUGGUAGCAAUUCUAGGUCUCGUUCAUUCAAUGAUGGCUUUGGUGGAUAUGGCAGUUCUUAUGGGGACUUGGAUGCAGGCUUUGGACCUGGUCCCUUUAGGACCCCAGGUGGUCUUGGUGCUAGGAUAGGGAGCGGGUAUGGUUAUGGCAGUAGUGGUGAUUUUGGCGGAGGUUAUGGAGGUUUUGGAGGCAAUAGCUUAGGUGGCUACCGAGGUGAAUCGUCCCUUGGUUAUUCUAGUAGAUUUGGACCUUACAGUGGUGGUUUUGGUGGGGGAUAUGGCACAAGUGGCUUAGGAGGAUAUGGCCGAGGGGUUGAUGGCUAUGGGAGCUAUGGAACUUCCAGUUAUGGUGGAGGUUACGACUCCGGUCCUGGUGCUAGUUAUGGAGGAGCAAGUGGUUUGUAUGGAAGGGGAGGCUAUAGUGGGGGUAGUCGAUAUCAUCCUUACGCAAGGUAGAAUCAUUGCAUAGUCAGUACCAUCCAUCCCUUUGCAAGCUAGUAAAGAAGUCUCACUCCAUUGCUGUCUUGCUUAGAUUUGCCAUAGAGUCUUCAAUCACAGGUUCCUAUAGUUUCGUGGCCCAGUGAUAAGCGGUUCUCACAAAUACUAGACGUCCCAAGGAAGCUAUUUAAAGACCCGAAGAGUGUAUUAGACAUUUUAUUGUAUGGUUUUUAGACACUAUCAUGUAGAGACUACUAUGGUUGUCCCGAUCUAGUACGAUUUUAAUUUAGCGUGCCAUGGUGUAGGCUUUAGCAUA
This is a messenger RNA of Cucurbita pepo subsp. pepo (vegetable marrow), 1117 nucleotides long. The record is from RefSeq and is a predicted model, not a curated record. NCBI's taxonomy places the organism in Eukaryota, Viridiplantae, Streptophyta, Magnoliopsida, Cucurbitales, Cucurbitaceae.